AACGCAGUUGGAAUGCAACAAACAUCUCGAUAGCUAUCAAUAGGGAUUCUGGGGCCGAAGCUGUUAAAAACACAACCGGGGCGUGGAAUCAAUGCUGUGAACGAAAUUAGGUUACACAACGAGUGGGUGAUCUUUUGUGCCGUUCUGUCAGUGUCAACAUCUGAACUUGAAUACCCGCUCCCUUCCUCCUCUUCAGCUUUACCUCACCUUGUACAUCACCAGUACAUAUGAAAAUAAUCUUUUGUUUGCUGGAGCUUUCAGAUACAGUAUGCGAUUACUAGUCCCCGUAUGAUUAGCUUUUGUUUUGAGGAUGAGUAAGUGGUGACGUCACAGACUAUCGAGCGGAUACUUGUUGAACUCAAAGUUUCCCUCGCCGUACUUGCAAUCACUUUACAUCGUCACAAUACUCAGCGACCACAUCACCGACCAUGGACCCCAAAGCUCUUAACCAAAGCCUAUCUGCACCAACCUUGCGGCGGACCACAGACCCAAUCCGUCCUCGGCCAAUCAUGCCCUGGGGUAGAGUGAUAGUAUAUGGUCUGUCGGCCGGUUUCUUAGGAGUUGCUGCUAUGACGGUUAGCGAAAAAGUCGAACAGUUUUUUACAGGCCGCCCCAACUCCUACGUGCCAGCCAAAACUCUCGCUGCGUUGCUUGGGGUCACUCCUCAAAGCGACCAGCAGUUGUGGGGUCUCAACAUGACAAUGCAUUAUGGCCAAGGUGCAGCUGCUGCCGUGAUCAGAGCAGUUGCAAGUUAUUCUUUGGGCAUGAGAGGGCCAUUCACCGACUUUAUGUUUAUGGGUGUUAGGCUGUUGAUUGACCAGACGCUGGAAAAUUGGACGGGCGUUGGAGCUUUGCCUUGGACCUGGCCGGUAGACGAGCAAGUCGUGGAUCUGCUGCACAAGGGCGUUUUUGCAUUUGCCACAGGGUAUUUGGUGGACUGGUGGAUUCAGUAACCGUGAGUUGGAUCUCGAGAUGCAGAUGAGCCAAGCAGACAGAUGGUUUAGCGAGAAAGAAAUAAAGAUCCGCAAGCUUUUCCAAAC
Podospora pseudopauciseta is the source of this 1040-nucleotide messenger RNA. RefSeq lists its product as uncharacterized. The record is from RefSeq and is a predicted model, not a curated record. The transcript is spliced from 2 exons. Bases 429 to 953 code for a protein of 174 amino acids. Lineage: Eukaryota; Fungi; Ascomycota; Sordariomycetes; Sordariales; Podosporaceae.